UCAGUUGCCUGGCAGCAUCCAGUCCACAGAUACUGAUCCGGGCCAGGAUUUUCGAACAGUUUUCGUAGUAGUGGAGGGGCCGUGUCGGAUCACUCUUUAGCUCGCUCUCUCUCUUUUUUCCUUGUUGUGUUUCUGUUACUCAUCGCCAUUUUGUUGCAACCCUAUUUUCUCGUUUGAGAGCUUACUUGGGUUUCGAUUCUGUCGGAAGACCGGCAGAACAUUGGAGCCAGAAACCCCAGGUGAUUGCGUUCUGGGAGUUUUAUUUGUUUUGGGGGGACGUAGCGGCAACACGAUUCGAAGAGAUGAGCAUAGAGACUCUUUUGGAAGCAGCCAGGUUCCUGGAAUGGCAAGCCCAGCAACAACAGAAAGCACGUGAGGAAAGUGAAAAAGAGGAGAAGCUUCGGCUGGAAAGAGAAGAAGAAUACAGAAAGCCAGAUGUGGAGAGACUUAAUCAUGUCAUUGAUGCAGAACAGCACCCCAUAUUGGAUGUUCAGAGUACCCCGGUACCAGUGCCUCCUCCACCCCCUCUGCCACCAGCACCUGCCCACAUGACAGUUAUUCCUAUCUCAGUGGUGCCAAAUUCAGUGCAGCCCCUCAUCACCUCUCCACAUUCACCAUCGGUUGCACAACAUCCGCAGACAGUAGUACCGUCCACCACUGCUGCUAAAGAAUUGACAGUCACAACAGUCAUACAGAGACCUCCAAGCACUGUGCUUGCUGAACCAAAGCCUGCCACACCUCUUUCAAGCAGUCCUAACCCAAUCCAGCAAUACCAGGGUCCACUGCUUGCUGUUGCUCAGCAUCACAUGGUACAGCAGUCGAUACAGCCUCAUGCUCUUGCACAGUCUCCGCAUCAUCAGCAGCAGCAGCCUAGUAUACUUAAACUUAGUCCCACAGAGGAUAUGAAACCUGCAGAACAGAAGAGGAGACCUGGAGGGUUACCUUGGACAGCACACCAGAUUUCAUGCCAAUCAGAUACCAGGGCUGGGACACGGGAAGUGCAUAACAAACUGGAAAAAAACAGGCGUGCUCAUUUGAAGGAAUGUUUUGAGACAUUAAAAAGGAACAUCCCUAGCGUGGAUGAGAAGAAGACCUCAAAUCUAAGUGUUCUAAGGAGUGCCUUACGAUAUAUUCAGACACUAAAAAGAAAAGAGAAAGAGUAUGAACAUGAGAUGGAACGUCUGGCAAGGGAAAAGAUAGCCACGCAACAGCGAUUAGCAGAGUUGAAAAAUGAACUAAGUCAGUGGAUGGAUAUAUUAGAAAUUGAGAGGAUUGUGCGGCAGACAGUACAGCCAGAAGAUGAUCAAGCAUCUACCUCAACUGCUUCAGAAUGCGAAGAUAAUAUAGAUGAAGAUAUGGAUGAUGAUAGGCCAAUAAAUUCAUUACCAAAGGCCAGCCAACAGCAGCACUCUGAAUUGCUGAAAACAGUCUCUCAGAGUACGUCAGCUUUGCCCCCUACAUUGCUGACUCAUCAUGUGACUAUUCAGAAGAAGCCUCUUCCAGGCCAGGGACAGGCUCAGGGAAAAGGCCAACCUCAGCCUAUUGUUCCAGCACAGACUCACAUUGUAACAGCGUCAACUGUACAACCGACUGUCAUUGCUCACACAGCCACCACUCAUGCUUCUGUAAUUCAGACUGUCAAUCACGUAAUUCAGAGCCAGCAAGCAAAGCACGUUGCGCAUAUUGCACCUUCUACUUCAAGCUCUGUACAACUUACUACCACUCCUCAGCCUAUUGGCCACAUCACUGUGCAUCCAGCAACCAUCAAUCAUAUGACUCAUAUUGGUCAGCAGUUACCCACAAUCUACCCUCAGCCUGUUGCAGUCAACCAGCCAGUUGUAGGCCAUAUCACCCACACUAUUUCACAUCAACAAGUUAAUGGAACCACAGCUCUUAGCCAGCAAGCAGUUAUGGCAAGUAAGGCAGUUGGAACCCAGGUUGUCCAUCACCAGCAGCUUGUUGGUCAAACUGUACUGAACCCAGUAACUAUGGUAACUAUGCCAUCUUUUCCUGUAAGUAAGUUAAAACUGGCCUGAGCAAAAGUUCUGAAGAGCUAAGGGUCUGUGGAGUACAGUUAUUUUUUCUGGAAAGUUUAUUACAUUCCACGAAGGCUUGGUUAUAAAGGAGACCCAAGAUGAGCUUCUGAAGCCAGAAUGGCAGCACAGUUCGAAUUAUGAGCUCUUUUGCAAGCCUUGCAGUGAUAACAGAAUAUUGGGCACAUUGCAUUCAAAUUCUGAUCAGAUUAACUCCAGUGACAUAUGUUCUUAGUGACUUCAUUUUGUAUGUAAUUGGUGAAUAUGAAAAGGUGUUUGUUCGUCAAGACUUUUUUGUUAUUUUUUUUAUUGUUGCUUUUUUGUAGAAUGCAAUUAUUGAUCUCUUAAAACUAUGGCAUAAGUAACUAGUGUGGGGAAAGUACAUAAUACUGAUGAAGGUCGGUGUGUAAUGAUGAUAAACAUGAAAAAUUAAUGGACAUGAGUGUUGCAAUUUUGAAGGAGACCAAAGGUCACACUUGAAAACAGUUGAAAGUGUUGGUUAUGAGGACCAGUAUACGAAAUAUAGAACUUAUAUUGGCAUUAAUUCAUUGCAGACUUUAUAGACAUUAUAGGGUACUUCCCUAUAGCAUUUUGCUUUUUUGUUUCAGUAUGUAAAAUCACUGUGAUCCAGUAUAGCAAAUUGUUUUAAGACAUUUGCGUUAAACUUAAUUUACUUCCUUAAACACAUUAAUUUCUUUCUUUUUCAAAGUUAUCUUUUAAAGUU
Messenger RNA from Protopterus annectens (West African lungfish), 2757 nucleotides. It is a transcript of the gene MNT, whose product is annotated as MAX network transcriptional repressor. The record is from RefSeq and is a predicted model, not a curated record. NCBI's taxonomy places the organism in Eukaryota, Metazoa, Chordata, Ceratodontiformes, Protopteridae. The transcript is spliced from 7 exons. Gene Ontology annotation, biological process: regulation of transcription by RNA polymerase II. Bases 303 to 2036 code for a protein of 577 amino acids. Gene Ontology annotation, molecular function: RNA polymerase II cis-regulatory region sequence-specific DNA binding; DNA-binding transcription factor activity, RNA polymerase II-specific; protein dimerization activity.